AAUGAAACUCCAUGCCCUCUGGGACACCAAGCCCACUUCUGGGUACUGGCCUUUAGGGGCCUUGGAUGUGGGUGGCACAGCACGGGCUAAAUGGUGCCCAGGAGGAAGGCAGCAGGACCGUGGGCAUGCAGGCCUAAUGCCAGGGCCAGGGUGGGCUUCAUGCCUGCUUCCUCCCGUCUAGAAUCCUGGAGCCGCACAAUUUCCGACCCAACACCCUGUACUCCAGUGACUGACUCUCAACAGAAGCUGCUGCCGGCCGAUGCUGUGUGCUGCGGACCCGCCUGGGGUUCAUGGAGUGGGCCACGGGGCCCAGCCCUGAGCACUGCUGUACCGAGGCUCGCCGUGCCUGCUGCUGAGGAGUCCCCACGCUGCUGGCUCUCACCAUUGCCCUCGCCUGCCGAUGGCCUCUGCUGCCCAGCCUGGGGCCAGCUCUACCGCCUGAGCCCCCUGCCCCCCUCCAGGACUCACCGUACCCCGAUGGGGUAACGUGACAGAGGCCCCGCACGUCAGAGGCCGCUGUCCCCACGGCCGCUGCCCGUGACCCCUGGCCCAAGGCUGCUGGAGUUGGUUCAGUUGAAGUUCAUUCUUCCUUUGGCCCUUGGGGGCUUGGGGCCCACCUCUGAGUGAAGGGGGCUGUCUGCCCAGCCACCGAUGUGGAGAGGGCGCCCCCAGCGUGGGGUCCAGCUCUGGACACUGCUUGGCGGCCGGAUUCUCUUUGGGCUUUUAAGUUUUCUUUGCUGAGCUUUUUUUGGUUGUUCUUUUUAUUUUUUGCCUCUUUAUGACUAUCCAGCUGUGAGAGACAGGAGUUUGGCGUUGCCCGCUUUACUUUGGGCGGGGAGGGGGCUGUUUUUUCUCUUUUCUUUUUUAAGACUUGGGUUUUCUUUUUUAAUUAUCCAAACACUGGGCAGCUUCCUCCCCCACACCUAAGUAUUUGCACAAUAUUUGUGCGGGGUAUGGGGGUGGGUUUUUAAAUCUCGCUUUUCUUGGACAAGCACAGGGAUCUUGUUCUCCUCAUUUUUGGGGGGUACGUGGGGACUUCUCAGGACGUGUCCCCAGCCUUCUGUGCAGCCCCUUCUGCCCUGCCGGGCCUGUUGGGAGGCGCCAUGGCUCGGAUGAACCGCCCGGCCCCGGUGGAGGUGAGCUACAAACACAUGCGCUUCCUCAUCACCCACAACCCCACCAACGCCACGCUCAGCACCUUCAUCGAGGACCUGAAGAAGUACGGGGCCACCACCGUGGUGCGCGUGUGUGAAGUGACCUAUGACAAAACGCCGCUGGAGAAGGACGGCAUCACAGUUGUGGACUGGCCGUUUGAUGACGGGGCGCCCCCGCCCGGCAAGGUAGUGGAAGACUGGCUGAGCCUGGUGAAGGCCAAGUUCUGUGAGGCCCCCGGCAGCUGCGUGGCUGUGCACUGCGUGGCGGGCCUGGGCCGGGCUCCAGUCCUUGUGGCGCUGGCCCUCAUCGAGAGUGGGAUGAAGUACGAGGACGCCAUCCAGUUCAUCCGCCAGAAGCGCCGUGGAGCCAUCAACAGCAAGCAGCUCACCUAUCUGGAGAAAUACCGGCCCAAACAGAGGCUGCGGUUCAAAGACCCACACACGCACAAGACCCGCUGCUGUGUCAUGUAGCUCAGGACGUUGACCGGGCCUGGUGGCCCUGCCCAGCCCUGCUCUGCCCUGCUCUGCCCAGCCCAGCAGGGGCUCCAGGCCUUGGCUGGCCCCACAUCGCCUUUUCCUCCCCGACGCCUCCGCGCACUUGUGUCCGAGGAGGCCCCUGGCCUGUGUGGCCUCUGGGCCUUCUCCUGUCUCUACCGCUCCCUCUGGCAGCGCUGGCCGUGGCUCUGUCUUUCCGAGGUGGGUCAGGCGCCCUCUUCCCUGGACCCCCGCCCGCCCCCUCCCACACCAGCCCAGGCCGGUCUCCUCUGGCCUGUUUGUUGCAGGGCGGGGGUACAUUUUGUAACCACUGGGCCCCCCCAGCCCGUCUUCUGCGACCCUUGCCCUGACCUGUUCUCGGCACCUUAAAUUAUUAGACCCCAGGGCAGUCAGGUGUUCUGGACACUCGAAGGCAAUAAAUCAGGAGCCGUGGCGUGGCCGUGUGUGUGUGGAGUGGGCUGAGGCGUCAGGCGGGGCGGGCCGGUGGCCUGGGGGCCCUCGGAGGGCUCCGGAGGCCACUGUCGGGAUGCUGGGCCGCUGCCCAGAAUGGGGCUCCCGCGUGCUCCUACGCUGCCCUCUGGUGGCCGCUCUGGGUCCCUGCACCCCGACCCAGGGGCCGGCCUGCCUUGUCUUGAAACCCAGGCGGGAGCCCUGCUUUGGGCGGGGUGGCCGUGUUGACGGUUCUCGGGACUGUGACAUUAGAAGGUGAGGUGGGUCACCAGCAUUGUCCUCUGCAGGAUGGGCUGGGAUUCAUUUGGCAGUUUCUCAGGGCCUGUGUCCGGCGGGUUGGUCCCUGUCUUGCCCCAACCAGGUGUCCACAUUUCAGGCUCCGAGGCGCAGAGAAGGGUGCAGGUGGUGGCUCAGGUGGAGGAAGGCUCCAUCCGUCAGCCCGGGGAGGGAGGGUUCCUCCUGGGCACCUGGGGCUGGAUGUGAGAGGCCUGGACCGGGGCCUGCUGGAGGGCGUGGACUGGAUGCUCGUGUGUUCCUGGGUGCUGUGUCUGUGUUGGUGGCUGGCCCCACCCUAGGCCAGGGUGCACGGCGGGCAUGGUCCCCGCUGGGAGGAAGGUGGGCCUGGGGCUGGCCCCAGGGUUUGGAGAGCCUAGGAGUGGUCUCUGUCCUGGGGCCCCAGGAGGUUCCAGCAAGAAGCAAUUGGGGCAGGUCUGGAGGAGGUCAGUGGAUAAGAUGGGGAGAUGUGGAAACCCCAAAAGCCCUUUCUCAAGCAGCCCUGCCUCCAAGACUGACACACGGCUAAGGGGGCCACAGACCUGGCUCCCCCAACUCCUGUGUGGAGAAAGGGCAACAGCUGUCCCGGAUGGUUACUCUCUCCUUUCCUCAAACACAUUUGGAACUCAAGUAAAUCCGAUGCGUGUUGGGUGAA
This is a messenger RNA of Mandrillus leucophaeus (drill), 3027 nucleotides long. RefSeq names its product protein tyrosine phosphatase type IVA, member 3 (gene PTP4A3). The record is from RefSeq and is a predicted model, not a curated record. Gene Ontology annotation, molecular function: protein tyrosine phosphatase activity. Gene Ontology annotation, biological process: endothelial cell migration; protein dephosphorylation. Lineage: Eukaryota; Metazoa; Chordata; Mammalia; Primates; Cercopithecidae. Gene Ontology annotation, cellular component: nucleus. Bases 1104 to 1625 code for a protein of 173 amino acids. The transcript is spliced from 7 exons.